CUCACGCGUCAGGCGCGCGUCUCAUCUGCGUGCAGACAGUGUUCUCUCGAGACAGCAGCCAGCUAGCUAGAAGUCGUGUAAAGUAAUAUAUCUCGCAGCAUCUCUCUCAAUAACUAUCAUUUAGGAUUUAUUUUUAGGAUUUUGAACGUCGGGGUCAAAUCUAGUUUUUAUCCAUGUAUAUAGACGCGUUUAAACGGAUGUGCUUUGAACGGCUGAGUUGUUUGAAAACAAUGUGUGUGUGUCAGCGGCAGUGCAGUUCGUUGGCCAUGUCUAAGGUUGCAGUAAAGAAGCUGCACUGGCAAUCUAAAGUGCAGGAGACUUCUGUACCACUGGUGGACAGCUCUGGAGAGUUGGGAAUUGGCAUCGGAGGUGGGGCUGAUUAUGGAGAGUUCCCAUUCAUCACCGCUGCAGCAGGGGAAGGGAUCACAGUUGGCGAUAUCAUCUUAGAAAUCGGGGGAACUCCUAUUUUGGGUCUGACUUUAGGAGAUGUGCGUGGGCUCCUAAACUCCUGCCCCCAUCCAAUCCGCAUCAAGACAGUGUCUCCAGGUUCAACUCUAUGCAGGGAUCUAAGGUUAUACUUGAGCAAAUGUUUCACACUGGGUUCAGUAGACAGUCAACUCCAGCAGAUGAUCCGAGAAAACCUCUACUUGAGAGCCGUGCCCUGUACGACUAGACAGCCACGAGACGGUGAGAUCAUGGGAGUCGACUAUAACUUUGUCUCCGUUGAGGAGUUCUUCUCGCUGGAGGAGUCUGGGGCACUAUUGGAGAGCGGGAAGUUCAAAGGGAACUACUACGGAACCCCUCGUCCGGUUCACAUCAAUCCUGAUAGUCCUCCCAUCACCUACCAGGAGCACCGCAUCCUGCUGAGAAACUUCCGCACACGGAGCAAGUCCCUCAGCAACCUGGAGAAAGCAGGCGCGGAGGGAGACAACAGCGAGGAGGACUCGGGUCUAUCAGGAGGUUCAGUUGGGCUGAGCAGUGCCCCCGCCCCCACAUCUUCCCCCAGCCAAUCACGAGAUUCAAGCAGAGGAGACGGCAGUGCCUUGGAGAAUGGGCUCGGACCCCAUAGAGGAGCACGGCUGACAGGGUCGGAAAACUGGGAGAUGAUGUACAGCGACUCAGGGAACGCCUAUUACAAUGACCAUCAUCUAAAGCCAUCCUCUUGGCUUAAUCACCGAGCUCACAACAGAGAGAAUGUCUGUAUGACUGAAUACAUUUCACAUUCAUGCAUUUGGCAGACACUUAAAGACUUACAAAGCAACUUACAGUGCAUUGAAGUGGCAGAGUUUACAGACCAGCCGAGUGAACUGAAAGGCUACUCUGUUCACACUCAUCUGGUUAAGGGUUCACAGGGUUUUGGCUUCAACAUAGUGGGAGGCAGCAGGCGGAGAGAGUUCCUGCAGAUCUACAGCAUCACUCCCGGAGGACCUUCCACCCUUCACAUAGCGGACAUUCUGGUGUACAUCAAUGAUACCUGUGUGCUCGGCUUCUCUCACAAAGAGGUGGUGGAAAUGUUGAAAGCCAUCCCAGUGGGUCAUACUGUGGACGUUGUUGUCCGAAGAGGCUACCCCAUGCUCUAUAACUCUGACGGCUGUCCUAAGAUGCCCAAUCCUAGGCUAACGGGAUCCCAAGACCAGUCGCUACAUCUACCUCCACCCACCACCACCCAACCCCAGGCCCAAGCUCCUCUCCCAUACGCUCAGUCACACCUCUACCACAACGGGACCAUGUGGUCUGAUUUUGAGAGGGGAUCCUCAAGGAAUCUCAGAGUACGGGCAUCAAGGUUCAGUUUGGAUGCUAAUUGUAAUUCAUCUCCAAUUGCUUCUCCUCCAAGACAGCCAUCAUCAUACCAGUACUCUAACGGGUGUGGGAGUGGAUUCCUGAGAGCACCACGCUCUGCCAGAAGCAUCAGGAGGUUACAGUGUGCAGAACUGGCCAGCCAGAGCGACAGCGAGGUGGUGUCUGCGAUUGGAUCACAGAGGGCUUCGUUUAUCCGUAACCACAACAACAACUCCCUGUCCACUCCGCCACCUCUCCGCCCGAACUCCUUCAAAUCUUCUGAGAGUGAUCUUUCCUCAAGUACUCCACCACCCAUAUCUCGACUGCCCCUGCUUCACACUGAAGUAAGUCCAGGCCCUGUCUCUUUCUCUCCUGGAGGAGGAAGGCACUACUCCCAUCUCUGUAAACCCCAGCAUUCACUGCUAACCCCACCUAGCAGCGCCCAUUCUGACGGGCCUUACUUCACCUUCAACGGCACAGCCAGUGCUAGCAGUGGCAGCCUGAACAGCAGCAUUCCUUCACCGGGAGCCAUGAGCGCUGUGGUCGGGAGUGGAGUUGGAGGAAUGGCUAUUAGUGGCGAAUUAGUCCCUGUUGUCUUGGCUAAAUGUGAGAGGGGCAGCAAUAUGGGGUUCAGUGUCACGGCAGGAGGUCACGGAGGAAGACAGACCCUCGUGAAAAAAGUCUGGGACCACAGGCAGUGUAUCGGACUGCAGUCUGGAGAUGCUAUUGUGAAGAUCAACGGAGCAGAUGUACAGAGUGUCAGCUUUGCACAGGUCCAGCGGAUUUUGCAAGAACACACUAAAAAGGGGGAGGUUAUUCUGCUGGUUUACAGAGGUGGCCCUUCGUAUUUCUCCAUUUCCCCUAAUUCUGUGCGACGACUGACUCCUCCCCCUCCUCGCUCCGCCUCUGACUCUGAAGUCCCUUUUACCAACUCCAUACCACGAUCACGCAGCACUUUAACCCCGUCCUCUCCAGCGCUGGUGCGCUCUUCAUUGGUCCAGAGCACCAGCUUCCUGGAUUCUGCUCCUGUCACUCUCACGCUGGAGCCACGUGAUUGGAUGAGUUCAGAGGAAGGAGGGACGGUACUCAGUCCCAGAGUGAAAACAGAGGAGAAAGAAAAGCCCCCUGUGCUGCGGGGGUAUGAGGUGGAGCUGAAGAGGAAGCCAGGUGAAGGCUUUGGAUUUGUUAUCGCCUCCCAGGACGUGGAGAAUGUCAAAGCAGUGUCUCUGCUGCCUCACAGGUUUGUGACGGUACGCAGAGGCAGCCCGGCGGCACGCAGCGGUCAGAUCCGGCCUGGAGAUCGUCUAGAGGCGGUAGACGGGAGAUCAGUGGUCAGUUUACCCCACAGAGAGCUGGCACAGAUCCUGAGGAGAGCUGGAAACACACUCCGCUUGACCAUCGUACCUCGUGCUAGUGCUCAUUCCUCCGAGCGAGCAGAAAAUGACUCUGAUUAUAAGAACAGGAAAACUCACAGAUCAAAACCAAAGCAGGAUGCCACGCGGUACUACAGUGUGGAACUGGAGAGGGGGUCCACUGGAUUCGGCUUUAGUCUGAGAGGAGGGAGUGAGUAUAACAUGGGCCUCUAUGUGCUGAGACUGAUGGAGGGAGGACCAGCCUCACGCAGCCACAAAAUACAGGUGCGGGUGAGUGAUCAGUUGGUGGAGAUCAAUGGAGACAGUACAGCAGGAAUGAGUCACAGUCAGGCUGUGGAGCAGAUCAGGACCGGAGGAAGCAGGAUACACCUCGUGUUCAAAAGAGGAAAUGGAUACGUCCCUGACAACGACCGUGAUCACGUCACAGCUGUCUCCUCCUCACCCCAGGCCCUGCAGUCGGGUUUGGCUGCAGUGAGCCGUCGCCUUGCUCAACAAGACGCCACAUCCAGAGUUCAGGAACCAGGAAAGACCAACCGAGAGCAGAGAGAACAGAGAGAGAGGGGAAGUGAUGGAGAAGACCGCGAGAGACCUGACACUCUCGAGGGCGGCAAUCAGGGCAGGGGGCGAAGGUCGAGAGACAAAAGGAGGAGACGAAGGACACAGAGCUUGCCUAGACUGCCGAACAAAGUGAAGAAAACAUGCAGGGAAGGGUUGAAAAAGAUGACAAGAGAAGGGAAGGGAAGACAUGUCAAGAUGGAGCAAGAGCGAGGAGAGGAUGAGACGGGUGGAGAGAAAGAUUGAGAGCAAGAACACACAAACUAUCAAUAACCAGAGACUUCCUGAGCCUAAACUGCAGUGGGAGGAAGAUGAGGAGGAGGACGAGUGGGAAAGAGAGACAGAACAAGUGUGGAUGAGAGAGAGAGAAAGGCUGAAAGACAAAGAAUGGGAGAGGGAGGAGAGGAAAACGCUUGCUUCAGAGGGCGACAAGGAAUGUGAAAUAGAAAAUGAGGCAAAUAAGGAAGUGCUUGAGUGGGAGCUGAACAAAAAAAAUUGAACGAGGGAUUCCA
Molecule: messenger RNA, 4219 nt
Organism: Cyprinus carpio (common carp)
Lineage: Eukaryota; Metazoa; Chordata; Actinopteri; Cypriniformes; Cyprinidae
Product: membrane-associated guanylate kinase, WW and PDZ domain-containing protein 1-like
Exons: 18
Coding region: 174-3953 (1259 amino acids)
Biological process (GO): signal transduction
Cellular component (GO): cytoplasm
Molecular function (GO): protein binding
Source: RefSeq, a predicted model, not a curated record